Molecule: messenger RNA, 812 nt
Organism: Nothoprocta perdicaria
Lineage: Eukaryota; Metazoa; Chordata; Aves; Tinamiformes; Tinamidae
Gene: ADIPOQ
Product: adiponectin, C1Q and collagen domain containing
Exons: 3
Coding region: 66-812 (248 amino acids)
Molecular function (GO): protein binding
Source: RefSeq, a predicted model, not a curated record
AAGGAGCUGCAGCAAGCCAGCCAGGACUCUGAGCAGCUGGUGCAGAAGCCRCCGUGGGAGCUGCGAUGGGGCCCGCCGGCCGCUGCCUCCUGUGCGGGCUGCUGCUGGUGGCCCUCGGUGGCAUGGGGAUGGCCGGCGAGGACCCGCAGCCCGACCCCAAGGCGCCAUGUGCCAACUGGAUGGGGGGGGCGCCCGGCUACCCUGGCCACAACGGGCUCCCCGGGCGCGACGGGAAGGACGGCCGUGAYGGGGAGAAGGGCGAGAAGGGCGAGCAAGGUGAGAAAGGCGCCAAGGGCGACAGCGGCCAAAUAGGAAGCCAAGGAGCUGAAGGCCCAAGAGGCUUCCCCGGAACGCCGGGGAUCAUGGGGAUGAAAGGAGAGAAGGGGGAAGGCGCUUUCAUCCACCGCUCCGCCUUCAGCGUGGGGCUGACGGGCCGAGUCCCCCACCCCAACGUGCCCAUCCUGUUCAGCAAGGUCUUCUACAACGAGCAGCAGCACUAYGACGUGAGCACGGGCAAGUUCCGCUGCAGCGUGCCCGGCAUGUACUACUUCGCCUACCACCUCACGGUGUACCUGUCGGACGCCAAGAUCAGCCUGUACAAGCAGGACCGCGCCGUGCUCUUCACCUACGACCAGUUCCAGCCCAACAACGUGGACCAAGCGAGCGGCUCCGUGCUGCUCCACCUCAACGCCGGCGAGGAGGUCUGGCUCCAGGUCUAUGGGGAAGGGGCAAACAACGGCGUCUACGCCGACAACAUCAACGAUUCCACCUUCAUGGGAUUCCUCCUCUACCCGGAUCUGGAUGUCCAUUAA